Musa acuminata subsp. malaccensis (wild Malaysian banana) is the source of this 1444-nucleotide messenger RNA. RefSeq names its product NAC domain-containing protein 92. Gene Ontology annotation, biological process: regulation of DNA-templated transcription. The record is from RefSeq and is a predicted model, not a curated record. Gene Ontology annotation, molecular function: DNA binding. NCBI's taxonomy places the organism in Eukaryota, Viridiplantae, Streptophyta, Magnoliopsida, Zingiberales, Musaceae.
UCACAGCAGCCUCGCUCUUCCACCUUCCAGUCCUUCCUGCCCUUUUGUUUGUUCUUGGGAUCUGCGAGCCCUCGUCUUUGGAGGUGCAAUCAUGGGUGAUGUUUCGGUGCUCAACAAUGGAGAGGUCUGCAUGGAGUUGCCCCCGGGCUUCAGGUUCCACCCCACAGAUGAGGAGAUCAUUACUCAUUACGUCACACCGAAGAUCAUCAACCAUAGCUUCGCUGCAAGAGCUAUGGGGGAGGUCGACUUGAACAAGUGCGAGCCAUGGGAUCUUCCAAGCAAGGCAAAGAUGGGAGGGAAGGAGCUGUACUUCUUCUGCCAGAGGGACAGGAAGUACCCAACCGGUUUGAGGACCAACAGGGCCACCGAAGCUGGAUACUGGAAAGCCACAGGGAAAGAUAAGGAGAUCUACUGGGGAAAAGGAGUCCUCGUUGGCAUGAAGAAGACUCUUGUCUUCUACAAAGGAAGAGCUCCCAGAGGAGAAAAGACUAAUUGGGUGAUGCAUGAGUUCAGGCUUGAAGGCACUUACCCUCUCCCCAAUCUCCCCAAGUCUGCUAAGGAUGAAUGGGUUGUGUGUAGGGUCUUCCACAAGAAUAAUGCACUGAAGAAAAGCCCAAUCAACUCCUUUGAAGAUGAUCCCUCCCCUCUUCCUCUAAUGGAUCCCCCUUACCCUCCGAGUACCAGCUUCAUCAACGAUGAUCGCAUCUUUGACCUCAAAGCUAUCCCUCCUGGCUUCUCCGCCAUGAUGAACCACCAGCUGGGUUCGAACCCACCUCAUGAUUCAGUUCUGUACUACUCACAAGUCCCUCCACAGGCCUACUUGCACCACGUCGAUGAAGCCAUGCUGAGAGAGUUAGCCGCCACAAACGAAGGAUCACCAUCAGCCAUGACCAAGCACUGCAAGGUGGAGCAGAACUCGAACCAGUCGAUGGGCUGCCCGUCGCAGGACACCGGGCUGAGCACCGACCACAACACCGCGAUCUCAUCGUUCGCGUCGAAGCACUGGGACCGCGACGGCUUCGACGACCCGUGGGCAAGCUAUGGAUUCUGAUCAGGGAUCAUCUGGAAGGAUCUGAGGGACCGAUUUCUUCUCCGGAACGAUUUUUAGGGUCUCGUUGAUCUGCACGAGGUCGCUCAUGUCCAAGGUAUCAGAGAGAAGGCCUUGUGUUCGAAUGAUACUCUCAGUAGCGUGCAGAGUUCUAUAUACAGGUUAAACUCUUCUACAGAGGACAGAGAUGAGAGUAUUCUUUGGUUUCUCCAAUCUGUAUUCAUUGUUAUUAUGAUCACCUGUAUCAAACAUGAAGCUCCUGAGGACUUCCCUCACUGUGUCUGAUCACAGAAACCCUAUCAACUUGCCUUGUAUUGAUUGAAGUAGUCGGUGCAAGUGGAGGUGAAUUCUAACAGCCUGCACUGCACUCCAUUCGAAGCUAAGCUUUUCUGUUCA